AUGUCAAUAUGGGUCCCACCAAAUGGUGACAAUGGAAAAAUCGACACGGAGUCAAAGGAAACUAAGCAUGUUCAACGCAGGUCAAAAGAACUUGGAAAGGCUGAAGAAGCAAGGUCUCUUGCAAUAGAGUAUGUUGUGUCUUUGGGUAUACGUUUUGAUAGUCACGAUAAGCUGCGAAUCCAGUCUAAUAAGUACGGGGCAAAGACUUGCUCUUGA
Messenger RNA from Dovyalis caffra, 216 nucleotides. Lineage: Eukaryota; Viridiplantae; Streptophyta; Magnoliopsida; Malpighiales; Salicaceae. The record is from the annotation of a GenBank genome assembly.